GUUACAACCAGCACUAGCCUUACAAAAUAAGUAACAUCCAUAUUACAGAAGCCUGUGACCCUUCAUGGAGGUAUUAACCCUACACGAAAUGGCCACCUGGAAGAGGACAAAUGUGUCAUUUGAUAGGGAAGCUCUAGUGGUCACCUGAUAUGUACUACACUACCCAGCAUGCUUUGUUUCCUCAUCUCAUUUCCUGAUAUCACACGAUGGGCCCAGUAACAGAGAUACCCCAGAGAGAUGUCCCCGUCCUCUGUAUUCCCAGGAUUGUACAGAGGAGAAUCACAGGACCCCACAGGAGGAUCAAUCUUCUUUUAUUGAAGAGAGAAGAGACGUAUGUGACUGAUAUAAAGGCAGAAGAAGAGAUGUAUGUGACUGAUAUAAAGGCAGAAGAAGAGAUGUAUGUGACUGAUAUAAAGGCAGAAGAUAUAGAGGGAGAAGAAGAGACGUAUGUGACUGAUAUAAAGGCAGAAGAUAUAGAGGGAGAAGAAGAGACGUAUGUGACUGAUAUGAAGGCAGAAGAUCCAGAGGGAGAAGAAGAGACGCGUGUGACUGAUAUAAAGGCAGAAGAUAUACAGGGAGAAGAAGAGACGUAUGUGACUGAUAUAAAGGCAGAAGAUAUAGAGGGAGAAGAAGAGACGUAUGUGACUGAUAUAAAGGCAGAAGAUAUAGAGGGAGAAGAAGAGACGUAUGUGACUGAUAUGAAGGCAGAAGAUCCAGAGGGAGAAGAAGAGACGCGUGUGACUGAUAUAAAGGCAGAAGAUAUAGAGGGAGAAGAAGAGACGUAUGUGACUGAUAUACAGGCAGAAGAUAUAGAGGGAGAAGAAGAGACGUAUGUGACUGAUAUAAAGGCAGAAGAUACAGAGGGAGAAGAAGAGACGUAUGUGACUGAUAUAAAGGCAGAAGAUCCAGAGGGAGAAGAAGAGACGCGUGUGACUGAUAUAAAGGCAGAAGAUAUAGAGGGAGAAGAAGAGACGUAUGUGACUGAUAUAAAGGCAGAAGAUCCAGAGGGAGAAGAAGAGACGCGUGUGACUGAUAUAAAGGCAGAAGAUAUAGAGGGAGAAGAAGAGACGUAUGUGACUGAUAUACAGGCAGAAGAUAUAGAGGGAGAAGAAGAGACGUAUGUGACUGAUAUAAAGGCAGAAGAUAUAGAGGGAGAAGAAGAGACGUAUGUGAGAAGUGAUCAGCAGUGUAAGGAGGAGGAGAUCCCUACAGAUAUCGGCACAGAUAGAGUACGAUGGGAGACUCCUCCAACAUGGGACCCUUCUAUCUCCUGUCUGUCAGAGAAGACUGUACUCCCAGUUCCUGGCGUUCCUUCCCUAAAGGAUCCAUCAAAUUAUGGACGCAAUACAAGAAAUACCUCGGAGGGACAAAUUGUUCGGUUUCCAGAUUGUAAAUUAGAAGAUAAGAACGUCACACGAGGGUCUCCAGAAGAAAACCCCAUUUCUCUAAAUAUACAUCCAGCACUUCACAGUGCAGAUAUAUCAUCUGAUCCCUCUGUUCCUGAGGAAUGUUCUCCUGGUAACUCACAUAUUGCUGCACAUAGUACAGACCAUAGCAGUGAUACAGUCAGUUCCUCUUCUGAAUGUGGGAAUUAUUUUCCACAUAAACUAGCUCUUGCUAGACAUAAGGGACAUCAAACAGGAAAGAAUCCAUUUGCAUGUUCUGAGUGUGGGAAAUGUUAUACACACAAAUCAUCUCUAGUUAUGCAUAAGAAAAGUCACACAGGUGAGAUACCAUUUCCAUGUUCUGAGUGUGGGAAAUGUUUUACAUUGAAAGCAAAUCUUCUUAAACAUCAGAGAACUCACACAGGUGAGAAACCAUUUCCAUGUUCUGAGUGUGGGAGAUGUUUUACACGUAAUUCAAAUCUUGUUGCACAUCAGAGAAUACACACAGGUGUGAAGCCAUUUCCAUGUUCUGAGUGUGAGAAAUGUUUUACAUUGAAAGCAAAUCUUCUUAAGCAUCAGAGAAGUCACACAGGGGAGAAGCCAUUUUCAUGUUCUGAGUGUGGGAAACAUUUUACAAGUAAAUCACAUCUUGCUGGACAUCAUAGAAGUCACACAGGUGAGAAGCCAUAUUCAUGUUCUGAGUGUGGGAAAUGUUUUAGUGAGAAAUCAGAACUUACUAUACAUCAGAGAAGUCACACAGGUGAAAGACCAUUUCCAUGUUCUGAGUGCGGGAAAUGUUUUACACGAAAAUCAUAUCUUGUUGAACAUCUGAGAAUUCACACAGGUGAAAAACCAUUUUCAUGUUCUGAGUGUGGGAAAUGUUUUACACAGAAAUCUUCUGUUAUAAAACAUCAGAAAAAGUCACACAGGUGAGAACUAGCUAAUGUAAGACAUGAAAAAAGUCACAUUUACAUUUCCUUGAGUUGGUAGAAAUGAAAGAAGAUUGCAUUAAUAUUUUACAUGUAAUAAAUCUGUAAUAAAAUGA
Messenger RNA from Pseudophryne corroboree (corroboree frog), 2430 nucleotides. Its product is annotated as zinc finger protein ZFP2-like. The transcript has 5 exons. The record is from RefSeq and is a predicted model, not a curated record. Gene Ontology annotation, molecular function: RNA polymerase II cis-regulatory region sequence-specific DNA binding; DNA-binding transcription factor activity, RNA polymerase II-specific. NCBI's taxonomy places the organism in Eukaryota, Metazoa, Chordata, Amphibia, Anura, Myobatrachidae. The coding region runs from base 207 to 2318 and encodes 703 amino acids. Gene Ontology annotation, biological process: regulation of transcription by RNA polymerase II.